AUUCUUUGGGCAGAGGAAAGAAAGGUGAGAGAUAAAAAGGUGCGUAGAGUGAUGCGAAUCGCUAUUGAACAAAGUGAAAGUUAACAUUUGUAUUGGCUUCAACUUUGCUCCUUUCAACCAAGUUAAAUCUUUAUUCUCAUUAUUUAUAAUCAUCAUCAACCACCGAGUAUAAAUCAGUUGUACCGUUGUCAGCUAUACAGGUAAACAUCAUAAUCAGUAUCACUGCAAUAUUUUUUGAUCCAUUUGUUGGGUCAGUUGAAUUGUCGUACUUGAGAUAACGAAAAAGGGACGAAAAAUCAACUUCAUUUAACGUUCAAUUUUGUGCUCUUUUCAUGCUUUAACAGCAAAAGUUUAUUUUUACGGAAACAUUCGUAUUCAUCAGUCACGAGUCGAACCCUCACUCAGCUAACAAAGUCAACCUAGAGAGUGUUACCUUGUCGGUCACAAGUCAACUUAAGUCAAGCCUCAACUACUGUAACUCAGGAAGACGACAAACGAAACGGAAGAAAAAAUGGAAAAGAAAAAUGUUCGCACAUGUGUUUAUGCAUUCAUCCUGGUCGUAACGAUUGUUUUAAAUUUAUCACAACAAGCCUCGGCUCGUCCAAACAUUGAUGAAAUGGCCAACAUGGCUGAAGCAUUGAGAUAUCUUGAAAAGCUGGACAAAUAUUAUUCACAAAUUGCAAGACCUAGGUUUGGACGAAGCAUUUCAGACACAAGGCCAGGGAAACGUGAUCCUCUUCUAACAUUGGUAAACUGAUAAGGAGUGAAACAAAAGCUACUCACACCAAUAAUGAUUGUAACUAAUGUGUUGUACAGAAGAGGCUAGACCAUUGAUGAAGAUCAACUUGGAUGGUGAACCUUUUACCCAUCAAAAAGCAACAUAACAGCCGAUGAAGAUGACAGACGAAAACCAAAAUCUCCCAAAAGUGUUAUUUGUAAUUGAAUAAAAAAAAUGAUUGAGCGAAGGCAAAGUCGAAACAAAAUCCCAUCUUUUUGUACCAUCUUCAACGUUGAGACAAUAUUCAUUUUAAUUUGCGUCAACCUGUGUUUCAAUGCUUUACACCUUUACGUUUGCAAUGUUAACCCUUUUCUUUUCCUCUUUUUGUUUCUCAUGUUACCUUGUAAAGUUUUACCCUUGCUGUCCAGAUAUAUAUAUAUAUAUUGAAUUGAAAUAUACUUCAUUUGGUGAGAAGAGAAAAUGCGAAAACUGUUGAAAUAAAAUUCGUUCGUAGUUAGUUAAUAAGCAA
Messenger RNA from Tetranychus urticae (two-spotted spider mite), 1247 nucleotides. Its product is annotated as neuropeptide F. Gene Ontology annotation, cellular component: extracellular region. Lineage: Eukaryota; Metazoa; Arthropoda; Arachnida; Trombidiformes; Tetranychidae. The record is from RefSeq and is a predicted model, not a curated record. Gene Ontology annotation, molecular function: hormone activity.